Molecule: messenger RNA, 1341 nt
Organism: Dendronephthya gigantea
Lineage: Eukaryota; Metazoa; Cnidaria; Anthozoa; Malacalcyonacea; Nephtheidae
Exons: 1
Coding region: 1-1341 (446 amino acids)
Source: RefSeq, a predicted model, not a curated record
AUGAGGUCAGUCGGUUGUGGUGCUUCAUCAGCAGAAAAGUUUUGCGGCUUAAUGAAUAUGCCACCAAUCCCAAGGUGUGCACCGUAUGCUGCCCACAAUAAAGCCCUACUGAAAGCUGCCAAGGAAGUUUGCCAGGAAAGCAUGAGUGAUGCUGCAAAGGAGAUUCAUGAUAUAAAGAAUACUCUUGAAGGUGAGGUGGUUGACUGUGGCAUUUCGUGUGAUGAUACUUGGCAGAGACGUGGAUACAGUUCACUAAAUGGUUGUGUCACAGCAAUUUCCAUGGACACAGGAAAAGUUGUGGAUGUGGAAGUGUUAUGUAGAUUCUGCAAACAAUGUAAGAAACAUGAAAAUGAUGAUGAUACCCCGCAAAACAAUUCAUGGAAAGCUGAUCAUAAGACAAAUUGCAAAAUUAAUUUUGAAGGGUCAGCACCAGCAAUGGAACCCGAGGGCGCUGUCAGAAUUUUUAAACGGUCUGUGGAUGAAAAGAAGUUGCGUUACACAGAGUAUUUUGGUGACGGUGACAGUAAAAGCCAUGGUGUUGUCCAGGAUAUAUACAAUAAUGGUGAUGAUGCUGUGCAGGUGGCUAAAAAAGAGUGUGUUGGCCAUGUGCAAAAGCGAGUAGGUACAGCGCUUAGGAAAUUCCGUAAGGAGAAUAAAGGAAUGGGUGGUAAGGGAAAACUUACUGAUAAAAUGAUUGACAAACUCCAAAAUUAUUAUGGGAUAGCAAUCAGGAGUAAUCCUGGAGACCUAGAGGCAAUGAAGAAGGCAAUAUUGGCCAGUUUAUUCCACUGUGCAUCAUCUGACAACAACAAAUGGCACAAUGCCUACUGUCCGUCUGGUUACGAUAGUUGGUGUGGAUUCAUGCGUGACAAAGCAAGUGGAAAAAAUGAAUACAAACAUGGUAAAGGUUUGCCCAUUAAUGUUGUUGCUGCUAUUAAACCUAUAUAUGCCAAGUUAAGUAACAAUGAACUUUUAUCAAAGUGUCUCGACUGCAAGACACAAAAUCAGAACGAAUCAUUUAAUGGCAUGGUAUGGAAUCGUUUGCCGAAGCAGGUGUUUGUUGGGUCUGAUGUGUUGCAUCUGGGUGUUUAUGAUGCAGUGUCCCACUUCAACAUUGGUGCAAGGGCUUCAAUCAAAAUCUUUGAAAGAAUGAAUAUCAGCAGUGGGGAUCACUGUUUAGCACAGUGUUCUACGGCAGACAAGCAACGGAUACAAAGUGCUGAGCGGAAGUCGGAGGAGGAGGUAAAGAAGAGGAGAAGAUUGGUGAGAGCCAAGAGAAAAUCUAAAGGGGAUAAACAGAAGCAAGCAGAAGGCUUAACCUAUGCUUGUGGAGAAUUCUGA